Molecule: messenger RNA, 2558 nt
Organism: Acromyrmex echinatior (Panamanian leafcutter ant)
Lineage: Eukaryota; Metazoa; Arthropoda; Insecta; Hymenoptera; Formicidae
Product: cytochrome P450 4c3
Molecular function (GO): oxidoreductase activity, acting on paired donors, with incorporation or reduction of molecular oxygen; heme binding; monooxygenase activity
Source: RefSeq, a predicted model, not a curated record
UGAUCAUUCAUUAUAAGUGGAAGACAUAGCAAGGCAUCACGGUGCAACUUUGUGCGAAUUAAUCCACUCUUGGAAAAUCAGCGUUUCCUCUUCCACGACACUUUUGGUGGACUUUGUAAUUGCCAAACUGUCUUCCGCUUCUCAGUACAAAGCGUACUUGUAUCUAAGAUUGGAUUUUUCAUUUACAACCGGUGAGCAUCUCUGCGAUACGAUCCGAUCGCUUUACGCGAUUCGCCCGCGGCGAAAGAGUUAAAAACCAAUCUUAUCGCGGAAGAGAAUCCUGACUGAAUCUAGCAUCGUAGAAGCGAACUUAACGAUUCAAUCUCUGACGUCUCUCGUACUAGCAGUGCAAAAAUAUGAUUGUUUUGGCAGUUCUGAUCUCAGAAUGGUCUUUUUUGACCAUUUUUCUAUCGAUCUGCAUGGUCACGCUCUCGGUGGUGGCAUUGAUGAUACGGAGGGCUAAGUUUUUGUACGCCUUAAAGAACGUGCCAUAUCCCACAGCAUUGCCGAUUGUCGGUAACGCUUAUCAACUCAACUGCACACAAGAAGGAUUCUUUCAGAAGUUAACAAAAUGGGCUAAUAAGUUUGGUGAUAUUUAUCUGAUCUGGGUCGGCAUGCGGCCUUUCAUCUUUCUUUAUCGAAUAGAAUCAGUGCAACCUCUACUCAGCAGCAGCGUACACAUUGAUAAAAGUCUAGAGUACCAAUACUUGAAGCCUUGGUUAGGUACGGGACUGGUAACCAGUUCUGGUGAAAAAUGGCACAUUCGCAGGAAGCUGCUGACGCCCACCUUCCAUAGCGGCCUCCUGGAGACGUAUUUAAAAACUAUAAAAGAAGAGACGAAUGUUCUAAUUUCCUGCCUUGAAAAAGAAGUGGACAAAUGGUUCAACAUUGUUCCGUUUGCGAAACGCGCCGCUCUUGAUAUUAUAUGUGAUACUGCGAUGGGUUACAAGCUUAACUCGCAAAAGAACUUCAAAGUUGACUACGUCGAGGCUGUAGAUAAGAUUGCAUCUAUCGUACAAAUGCGCUUCACAAAUGUAUGGUUAUCAUUUGAUUCAAUUUUCAAAUUAACUAAGUCAGGCAAAGAGCACGAUCAUUCAAUUCAAAUCAUACAGGAAUUUGUCAGCAAGGUAAUUGUAAAAAGAAAAGCCGAAUGGAAAAGUGAUACCAACUUCAACAAUUCAAAGAAGAACAGACGGGCCCUGCUGGAUUUAUUAUUACAAAUAUCACAAAAUGGCACUAUCCUUUCAGACGAAGACAUUUGUGAAGAAGUAAAUACUUUUAUGUACGCUGGACACGAUACGCUGGCCACCAGCAUAUCAUGGACACUUUACGCGCUAGGACGAAACCCCGAAUACCAGCAAAAAAUUUUAGAGGAAUACAAUGAUAUGGCGGUGGACACGAAUGAAAUUACAUUGGAGAAUAUACACAAAUUAACAUGGUUGGAAGCUUGCAUUAAGGAACAGUGGAGAUUAUACCCUGUGACUCCACUUAUAGCAAGACAAAUUUACAAACCAAUUGAAAUAAUGAGCAGUCAAAUUCCACCAGGCUCGACAGUUCUCAUCAACUCCUAUUUACUACAUCGUGACGACCGUUUUUUCCCAGAGCCGCACGUUUAUCGACCGGAGCGAUUCUUGCCCGAUGGUCCCAAGUUACCUCCUUACGCUUUCAUACCCUUUAGCGCUGGCUCGCGCAAUUGCAUCGGCUGGAAAUUUGCCACAUUAGUGGUUAAAAUAGCCAUCUUAUCUGUGCUAAAAGCCUUCCGUGUGGAAGCACUCGAUAAAGAGGAUGAAUUGCGUUUUAUAUCGGAAUUGGUGUUGGUCAACGCAAACGGACUUCGUCUUAAAAUCACACCGCGUUAAAAUCCUGAAAAGAGUUCAUUAGUGCUUAGUUAAAUUUCUCUUUCCUAUAAUCAAUCAAAUGUUUCGAAGCAUUUGUAGCGCUAAGUAGACACCGCACACUAAAUUUUUUGACAGAUAAGUUUGAAAUAUAUACAGUAAAUAUAAAAAUAAUUAUUAAAUUAGUACUAGUUACUUAAAAGAUAUAACUAAGUUAAGUUAUAGUUACAGAUGGAAAAAAGUAACGAAGUUAAAUUAUAGUAACCGAAAAAGAUUCUUGUCUCCCCAGACAAGACUUUAAUUAAAAAAUAAUUAAAAUUACAAAUUUUGUUUUUUUCCUUAGAUUUAUCAUUAUUGCCUGACUGUAGAUAUGCUAGGACGCUCAUUAAUUUUUAUUGAUUCAAAGAACGAUUUGCACGAGCGUAUUGAAUGCCACUUCUGUUUGUGGAAACUAGUGAUGAUGUACUUUAUUGAUAUAUAUAUAGUCAAUAAAGAAACUUCCUACGCCCAGAGAAUUUUUUUUCAGAGAUGGGAAGUAACUCCUUAUUUGUAACAAAGUUAUAAUUAGAGUUACUUUUUUUCAGUUACUGUAACUUAACUUUGUUACUUUUUUCUAUCUGUAACUAUAACUUAACUUAGUUAUAUCUUUUAAGUAUCUACAGGGUGGGCCAUCUAUUGGUACGUUUUUGAAUUUCGUCGUAUGGCAACACCGAACGAGCUACA